Sordaria macrospora k-hell is the source of this 1599-nucleotide messenger RNA. RefSeq lists its product as uncharacterized. The record is from RefSeq and is a predicted model, not a curated record. NCBI's taxonomy places the organism in Eukaryota, Fungi, Ascomycota, Sordariomycetes, Sordariales, Sordariaceae. Gene Ontology annotation, biological process: zinc ion transmembrane transport; intracellular zinc ion homeostasis. Gene Ontology annotation, molecular function: zinc ion transmembrane transporter activity. Gene Ontology annotation, cellular component: membrane.
AUGGCGUGGUCAAAGACGACGCGCAUCCAAGUGAUGCUGGCGAUUGAUGUCAUGUUCUUCCUCCUGGAACUGUCCGUCGGUCUGGCUGUCGGAUCACUUGCGCUUUUGGCGGAUUCUUUCCACAUGCUAAACGAUAUCAUUUCUUUACUUGUCGGAUUGUGGGCUCUUUCCUUGACCAAGCGGGCGACAACAGAUCAGUUCUCCUACGGCUGGCUGCGCGCGGAAAUACUCGGUGCCUUUUUCAACGCCGUAUUUCUGAUUGCGCUCUGCGUCUCCAUCAUCCUCGAAGCCCUCGGCCGAUUCAUCGACCCGCCCACCAUCGAAAACCCGAAACUGAUCUUGAUUGUCGGAUCGCUUGGCCUUGCCUCGAACCUCGUUGGUUUCGUCGUUCUCGGCGGACAUGGCCACUCCCACGGGCCCGGAGGACACGAUCAUGACCAUGACCACGAUCACGGCCACGCUCACAGUCACGACGAACAUGCGCAUAGCCACGCCGAUGCUCACGAGCACGACCACGGAUAUCAGAACAGCGCGAUCGCCGAGGAAGGACGCGCAGGAGCAACGGGCGAUGCGCACAGUCACCAGACGGGUAGGACCCGCAAGUCGAGCAACGCCAGACACGCCCGCUUCACGAGCAUCGAGGACAUGAACAUUCAUCCGGCUAGCUUCCGGCAAGAGAUUAUUGAUGCUAGCAGGUCCCAGCCUGAGGAGUCUUCCAGCAGUGAGAAUAGCUCCGACAACGAAAACGGCGGACAUGAUGAUACCAACACCGAAAACACACCGCUCAUCGGAGGAUCGAAUGGACACAAUCACCAGUACGGCGCGCACUCAUCUUCGCCAAAGAAGGGGCGACGGAACUCGAACGUUCACCGCGAGCACAACCACACCAAGCCGAAGAAGGCAAGCAAGAGUGGACACGGACAUAACCAUGCUGACAUGGGCAUGAACGCCAUGGUUCUUCACGUCAUUGGAGAUGCUUUGGGUAACGUAGGAGUCAUUGCCACAGCCCUGAUUAUCUGGCUCACGAACUGGCCUGGACGCUUCUACGCCGAUCCUGCCGUCUCGCUCUUCAUCACCAUGAUCAUCCUCCGCUCAGCCAUCCCGCUUACCCUUGCGGCUUCCAAGAUCUUGCUCCAGGCGACACCCGAGCACAUCGAUCUCAAGCAAAUCCGGGAAGACAUCCAAGACUUGGAGGGCGUAGUCAGCUGCCACCACGUUCACGUCUGGCAGCUGGACGACACAAGCUUCGUUGCCUCGUUGCACAUCCAGGUGGACUUCCCCAUCUCGGCGGCCGGCGGUGACAAGUAUAUGGAUCUCUCCAGGCAGGUCCGGCAGUGCCUGCACGACUAUGGGAUCCACAGCGCCACGAUCCAGCCCGAGUACUGCCUCGACGCGACACACAACCAUACCGAGGAGGCCGCGACCUCGCCCCGCCUAGACGGCGCAACGUCUUCGCUUCCCGGAUGCGGCAAGGCGGAUGGGAACUGUCUGCUUGCUUGCGUGGAGGAUUGCUCUGGUCGGGGAUGCUGUGUCGUGCCGGACGUGUCGAGGCCGGAGAGCACCCAUUCUCAUGAUGCUGAUGGCCAUCAUCACCACUAG